Penaeus indicus is the source of this 426-nucleotide messenger RNA. RefSeq lists its product as uncharacterized. Bases 1 to 426 code for a protein of 141 amino acids. NCBI's taxonomy places the organism in Eukaryota, Metazoa, Arthropoda, Malacostraca, Decapoda, Penaeidae. The record is from RefSeq and is a predicted model, not a curated record. The transcript is spliced from 2 exons.
AUGAAGACUCUGACCCUCGCCCUCGUGCUCCUGGCUUCAGCGGCGGUGCUGCCUGGCGCUCAGGCGGCGCCCUUCAAGAAGUUCAAGAAGUUUGGCGGCGGCGGCUUCAGCCACGGCGGCGGCGGCGGCUUCGCCCAGCACGUGCUGAUUCCCACCCCGAUCUUCGUACAGCCCACCUACGGCUCUGGCUACGGCCUCGGCGGUGGCUUUAGCGGUGGCCAUGGAGGUUUCGGAGGCGGAUUCGGAAGCAGCGGAUACGGCGGAGGAAUUGGACACGGUGCAGGAUUCGGACACAGCGGAGGUCUCGGUGGAGGAUUCGGACACAGUGGAGGACUCGGUGGAGGAUUCGGACACAGCGGAGGACUCGGUGGAGGAUUCGGACACGGCGGAGGAUUCGGCGGAAGAUACGGUUCCUACGGACGGUAA